Messenger RNA from Sinocyclocheilus grahami, 836 nucleotides. RefSeq names its product actin-binding protein anillin-like. Lineage: Eukaryota; Metazoa; Chordata; Actinopteri; Cypriniformes; Cyprinidae. Bases 165 to 836 code for a protein of 223 amino acids. The transcript is spliced from 5 exons. The record is from RefSeq and is a predicted model, not a curated record.
AGUUAAAGGGAUCUGAAUUCAGCUCCUGUGAGGUUGACAGUAAGGUAUUUGAUGAAAGUCUGAACACCACACCGCCAUGUUCUGUGGACAUCUGUUUCCCCAGUGAAGAACUUUAUACAUCUAUAGAACCUGGGGCUUUGAGCACUUCCACUCUAAUUUACAAGAUGUUUGAAGACGUCCUGCAACAUGCAGACAAGGAAGGUGAAGAUGGAAAUAAGGAAGAGGGGGUGGAGAAAGAUGAGAGCAAUUCAUCUGAGACUGAAAAGGAAGACAAAACGGAAUCGGACACAGUUGAAAAGGAAGACAAACAGGAACCAGUCACAGUCACAUUAAAUGAGUAUCCUCUUGACCAGAGUGAGAUGUGUGAAGAGAGUGAAGAAACUCCUGAUGCCAGUUCUGCAACAGAGAAAGAGAAGGAGCUCCAGUCUGUUGAUGAUGGUGAAGGAGAGAUGGAAGAAAAGCAGGAGAGCACCCCCAUGGUUGAUGAGGACUUUCUAACCCUGCCACCCAGCUGUAUCCUCUCUCCUCUCAGCAAAUCUGUGGAGGCUGUUGUCACACCACUGAACAUUGAAAUCAUUGUGUCUGAGCCAUCAGUACAGCUGCCCUCACCUGAAGAAAUGACAGCUAGUCCUGCUGACUGCGGUCAACCUUUAUACAGCAUUGACGCCUACCGCUCACAGAGGAAGAUCCAUCCCCCCUCUACUCAGAGCUUGACCCCUGGAGUUCAGAAGCAGGUUCAAGAGAAGACCUGCUCAAAAAAGCCCAUAAACAUCAAGGAGAGAAUUAAGGUUUUAAACGAGGAGGCAGCCAAGUUGCACUUCAAAGCUCUAAAAUGA